AUGUCUGAAAAAUUAGAAAAUAUAUUAUCGCCUUGGGAAAUCGAAUCAUUUAUAGAACAUUUACAAACUACAAAUUUAGAGGAUGUUGGUACGAGCGGAUGGUUUGAGUAUCAUAAAAAAUUAAUGCUCUUGAAUCAACAAAGUGUUUUUGAAAUAAAUACUUUGAGAGAAGAGAGUGUCAAAGAGUGGUUUGUUAGUUUUAAAAAGAUACCCGUUUUAAUUUAUGAAGCAAUUCAAAUAAUGAUAUGGAAGCAAAAGGUUUAUCCUAUAUUAAUGGAGUUAGAUGAAAAACCUGCCAAUACUUUCAUUUUAUUUAGUGUAUUUUAUCAUGAGGAACUAGCUAUUUCAAUACUUGAAAAUAUUUUAUACCAUUCUGAUAGUGUUGAAACAAUGGAUGAUUCAAUUGUUGAUUUAAUUGAUUAUGCUGCACAUUACAUUACAUUACUCUUAUAUUCAAAAAACGAAAAACCAUGCAUAGACAAGAAAACAUGUUUGGAAGAAAUGGCAGAAAAAAGAAUUGAAAUAGAUUUUGACAUAGGGAUGAGAUCUAUAUCAAUUUUACGCUAUUUAGCCGAAUUUGCGGAUCAAUUACCUUUGUGCGCUCUUUCACGUAUGUUGGCAGCAAAUGAUAUUCCGUAUUUACUUGCACAACUGAUUGAGUAUCAGCCAUGGAAAAAAAUAAAUAAGAAAGGAGAAAUCAUGAUUUAUAAUGGUAAAUGGCACAAGCUUGAUGAUAAGGACAUUGAUAAACUUUGCAAAUUUGAAGGUCAAGUAUGGUUUGGGCUAAGAGAACUUUUACUCAAUCCAAAAUGUGCACCAUAUUACGAUAUCACUGAAUUUCGAAUGUCUCAGUUGACUAAGUUGCAAAAAUACAUGCAAGAGCAUGUACUUGAUCAAAUAGCUCCACUAAUUGAUCUUCGAAGAUGGCUAAGUUACUUAAAUAUGUCUUCUCAGACUACGAAUUCACAACGACCAAUCAGUGUAGAAGUUAUUCCGGAGAUAAGUUCAUCAAUAAAAGAAAAAUAUAGUAAAAGAUGGAAAAGAUUAGCAGAACACCAAGCUAAAACAUUGUUUUCAAAAGAUAUUGAAAAAGUAAAAAACAUGGCCCAAAUUUUGAGUGAGGCAUAUGAUUUUGAUAAACUGGAUAUAAUUGAUGCUAAAACAUGUGCAAAGUGCAAAGAAAUAGCGAAAAAUAGAUGUUCUAAAUGUAAAGAAGUUUGGUACUGUAGCAGAGAAUGUCAAGUCAAAGAUUGGUCAAAUCACAAAAUUAUCUGUGAAAAAAUAUUAAAAUCUAAACAGGAAGAGAAUCAAAACAUUGAAUAA
This is a messenger RNA of Phymastichus coffea, 1323 nucleotides long. It is a transcript of the gene Zmynd10, whose product is annotated as zinc finger MYND domain-containing protein 10. The record is from RefSeq and is a predicted model, not a curated record. The transcript is spliced from 8 exons. Lineage: Eukaryota; Metazoa; Arthropoda; Insecta; Hymenoptera; Eulophidae. Gene Ontology annotation, biological process: inner dynein arm assembly; outer dynein arm assembly; motile cilium assembly. Gene Ontology annotation, cellular component: cytoplasm; centriolar satellite. Bases 1 to 1323 code for a protein of 440 amino acids.